ACCGCUGGGCACUGACUGGUGGCACUGACUGGCAGAACUGCUGGGCUGCACUGAUGGGCACUGGUGGGCACAGGUGGGUGGCACUUCUGGGCACAGGUAGGUGGCAUUUCUGGGCACAGGUUUGUGGUACUGCUAGGUGGUACUGGUGGGCACUGCUGGGAACAGGUGUGUGCACUGCUGGGCACAGGUGGGUGCACUGUUGGGCACAGGUGGGCGUCACUGGUGGGUGGCACUGCUGGGUACCGAUCACGGUGCCGAUCCCUGCUCUGACAACUGCCGCCGAGAACCGGCAAUUGCAUUUCCCGGUGAUCAGCAUGUCAUUGGACGCGGCUGAUCACGUGGUAAAAGGCCGCAGU
Staurois parvus is the source of this 356-nucleotide messenger RNA. Lineage: Eukaryota; Metazoa; Chordata; Amphibia; Anura; Ranidae. The record is from the annotation of a GenBank genome assembly.